Molecule: messenger RNA, 1569 nt
Organism: Perkinsus marinus ATCC 50983
Lineage: Eukaryota; Perkinsozoa; Perkinsida; Perkinsidae
Product: Tripeptide permease tppB, putative
Exons: 1
Coding region: 1-1569 (522 amino acids)
Biological process (GO): transmembrane transport; oligopeptide transport
Cellular component (GO): membrane
Molecular function (GO): transmembrane transporter activity
Source: RefSeq, a predicted model, not a curated record
AUGGCAGAUUCAUCUGAGCUGAAGUCCUAUUCUGGUGUGGAGGAGGUUGUCAAGCAAGAUGUGUCGCCGGUGAAUCACAAGAAGCCGUUGACAUGGACUGAUGCUUCUGGUAAUGUCUACCACUACUUUGAGCAUCCGAUGAUGCAAGCUACCAUUUUUGUACUCAUACAGGAGCUCUGUGAGCGUCUAGCUUUCUAUGGUAUAACGCCAAAUUUGCAGACGUUCUUGAAGGAGUUCCUUGGGUACAACGAUACGGCAGCAAAUACAUAUAUAUCAGCAUUCCAAGCCGUUAUCUAUGUUACACCAUUGGUUGCAGCUGUUCUGGCCGAUACCCUAUUGGGUGUUUACAAUACCAUUCUAGCUUUCUCCGUGGUCUAUACGAUCGGACUCGGCCUACUAUGCUUGGCUUCGAUCGAGAGCAUAUCCGAACCUUGGAUGAUUCACCUCUCCCUUAUGGUGCUUAUCACUUUCGGAAGUGGGGGAAUCAAGAGCUGUGUUAAUGUUAUGGGUGCUCAGCAAUUCCAUCCUGAGCUUCAUAGAGCUCAAAUUACGAGGUUCUUCACUUAUUUCUAUGCUUCCAUUAAUGUGGGAGGCUUGAUAGGUGGUCUGGUUACUCCGAUCCUGGUCGAGAAGGUAUCCUUCUUCGUGGCUUAUCUGGUACCGUUCUUCGCAUUCAUUAUUGCCACAACAAUCUUCCUUAUUGGUGGAGUGAUGGGCAGAUUUGUGAAGCCAAAGCCACAGGGAUCUGCUGUUAUCAGGGUCAUUGAGGUCAUUGGCGACUCUGCUAUCCAUUGCUCUCUGGAGAAAUGCAAGAAGAGUCGUGGUGGUCGUUUCGAGGAUCAGUUCAUCGAGGAUGCCAAGGCAAUCUUUCGGCUUAUCCCUCUCUUUGCCUUGGUUAUUCCCUUCAUGAUCGCUUAUGCUCAAAUGACCACAGCUUUCUUGACCCAAGCGGAAAAGAUGAAUCGUGAUACUUUCGGCUGGCAGAUCCCAGCCGCUAUGAUGCAGAAUGUGGAUAGUAUAUCCAUCAUUGUCAACUCCCUAUGGAUCGAUGGUGUCCUAUACAAGUAUCUUCGUCAGCACAACCAUAUGCCGUCCGCUCUUUUAAGGAUGUGCAUUGGUUCAAUGCUGGGCUGUAUUGCUCUGCUUUGUGCGUUAGGCGUCGAGUACUCGGUGAUGGACCGUCCUCUGUAUAGCGUCUCGGUAUGGUGGCAGGUACCCCAGUUCUUCCUCAUUGCCACUGGUGAAAUCUUCCUAAUCUCGACCUCAUACGAGGUAGCCUUCACUUACUCUCCUGGACAACUCAAGGCUGUAUCCUCGGCUCUCAAUUUGCUCUUCUUCUCCUUCUCUAAUCUCUUGGCUGGUGUAGUCUUCCAACUCUGCGCUCCCUGGAUGCCCAAUUUCGAUCCAGACGAUUAUCCCGAGUCUGUCAUGUACCGAAGUUCUCAUUAUGAUUACUAUUUCAUGCUUCUCGCUGGUGUAUGCGUCUUCGGAGCUAUUUUGUGUCUGAUUUGUGUGCCCUAUUUCAACAAAGUGGAGCGUGAGCAUGCUGCGAGGACAACAAAAUCUUAA